Molecule: messenger RNA, 1901 nt
Organism: Plodia interpunctella (Indianmeal moth)
Lineage: Eukaryota; Metazoa; Arthropoda; Insecta; Lepidoptera; Pyralidae
Product: putative 1-acyl-sn-glycerol-3-phosphate acyltransferase acl-2
Exons: 7
Coding region: 294-1124 (276 amino acids)
Biological process (GO): phosphatidic acid biosynthetic process
Cellular component (GO): endoplasmic reticulum; membrane
Molecular function (GO): 1-acylglycerol-3-phosphate O-acyltransferase activity
Source: RefSeq, a predicted model, not a curated record
ACCCAGUGCCAUUCUGUGCGGUGGCCGGUGACGACGACGUUGUCAAUCGCAUACAUUACAAAUUUCAACGCCUAUGCUAGUUUUUACGACAAAAUAAAUAUCUCGCGCUCUUUUCUAUAAAAAAACUUAUAAUUAUUUACCUAGUGAAAAAUAUUUUGUAACGCAAUAAAUUCCGACCUUAAGCAUGAAUUGUAAAUAAUAAGAGAACAAAAGUUCUAUUAUAGUUGCAAAUUGUGUGAAUACACUUGUGUCGGGAUUCGCAUUCAAAAGGUUUGCAUAAUAGGGUUUGAAAAAUGUCCGUGUUUAAUGUUAUCAACGUAGUCCUGGGCUGUGUGAUGGCCCUGCUCAUCAUACUUUUCACAAUCAGCUCCAUCGCCAGGUACUACAUAAAGUUCACAUUGUUCGUUGUAUUAUCCUUGGUGUUCGCAACAGCCCCUAUUCCGUUAAUGCUGUCGAAGCCGUUCGAUCCGAAGAAUGCUUUGAUACCCGCAGCACUUUUGCGGCUAACAGCUAGAGUUCUUGGCAUACGCUGGACAGUUCGAGGGUUGGAGAACGUGGACAACUCUCGAGGGGCCGUUGUGCUGCUGAACCAUCAAAGUGGCAUAGAUCUGUAUAUACUGGCGGUGUUGUGGCCGCUGAUGGAGCGAUGCACCGUGGUCUCCAAGCGGUCCCUGCAGUAUCUCGUGCCGUUCGGCACCGCAGCGUGGCUGUGGGGCACGGUGUUCAUCGACCGCGGAGCCCAGUCAGCCCGCGACGCCCUCAACAAGCAAACUGAGGCUGUCAGAGAUCACAAGCGCAAAUUGUUGUUGUUCCCCGAAGGCACGCGGCAUAGCGGCGACAAACUUUUGCCGUUCAGAAAAGGCGCAUUCCACGUGGCGAUGGACGCAGGAGCGCCCAUAUUACCAAUCGUUGUCUCCAAAUACCACUUUCUGGAUAGUGAUCGGCGACGAUUCGGAUCAGGUGAAAUAAUAAUAACGAUUUUGCCGAUGAUAGAAACCAAAGGCGUGUCAAAGGAAGACAUCCAGACUCUGGUGGACGAGGCACAGAGCAAAAUGCAAGAGGAAUUCACUAAGACGACGGCGGAGACGUUGGCGCGACGUGCCUGCCGUACUAAGGCUGAUUAAAUUAGGUUAGUGUUGAUAAGAUCACCGUAAUCGGGGGUAGUGGGGCCAGAGCCAGUAGUGUGUGCGUAGUGCGACUUUGUUAUUUACAUGUCACCAUCAAGUCAUAAUCUACGUCUCACUUCAAAUAUGAAGUGAGACGUAGAGAACCAAUCAUAUAGCGCCAUUGUUACGCAACGACAACCACACUGCAAUGUGAUUGAUUUGCUGCGUCUUACUUCGAAUCGACUCUAUAGUGAGAAGUGAAAUGAAACCCGCACUAAGCCCUCUGGACAUUAAUUGUACGAUUUGACUUAGGGGUCGAAAGAUGAUUUAGAAAAAUGUGUAAGAAAAUAGGCUGGGACGAAAGCGGCAUAAUCUCAUUUCCCGAUAAGAGGUAUACGUAUCGCAGUUACCUACGCCAACAAUUUUUAGUCACAGGUUCACGAGUGUGUCGUUACAAUACAUAAAACAAUGCAUACAUUUUAUAGGUAAUACAGCUACAUAAAAAAUAUGAAAAUGAUUUUUAAGAAUAUAUUGAACUAAGAGAGAAAAUCUAAAAUUACUCUUAACUUAAUGUCUUUAAAUAAUUAUUUCUUACAAUAAACCAAGUAAUUCAUGAAAUUAAUUUAAUUGUAGACUGUUAUAAAACUCAAAAUAAUAUUUCUUUUUUACAGAUGUUUAUAAUAACUUAUAUCCCCAAAAAAGCUGUGAUAAAACUGAAGUUUAGUGAUUGGUUAAUGUUUGUUGUUAUAUAGUUGUGUAUAUAUUUUAUACAAUAAAUUUAUUCAACAAAAUAAA